GUUUCAAGAACCCACAAAACGUAAAUUCUGGCUACAAAACGUAUUAGAGUAAGUACGUAACUAGGUACACGAACUCUUUGAGUAUCAGGGACCUGCAAUGUGAGUUUUUCUACCGAAAAAUCGCUGUGUUUCGCUGCAGUAUUACGUAACUUGAUCUAUACAACGUAUGUAGUACGCAAGAAAAGUAAGAAUGCAAAAAUGUUUUAAGAUGUUUAAAUGUGUUUAUGAUUAGUACCAUUAGCACCGUUGUCCGGCUUCUGUUUCGGGGUGGGGGGAGCGUGGUACUCUUUAGGAAGGACAGUAGUUUCUCGCAUGGUUGUCAUCCUAAAGAAAUUUCACGGCUCUUUCCUGCAUUUCUCUCAUUGAUAAUUGUUGGCAAAGUAAUUAUGAGUUGAAUUCGCAAUCGCAGGCCAUUCACGAUAUUUAGUUCUCUUGAUCAACGCUCUUUCUGCCCCCUCCCCUGCCGCCGCUACAGGCUAGAGAAACAUAGGAUAAUAGGGUGUAUACUAGUAUUAUUCUCACAGGUGUUCAGAAACGGUCUUAUAGCAGUUAAAAAGUCUCCCUUUCAAGCAGAUGGAAGUGGGCACACAAAAUCGAUUAUCGACGUUCUGUUGCCAUGGUUACGAUGAUGUCACAAUGGGAGAAACCAGAACUCAGUAACGAGGAACCCGAGCGAAUCAUGCUUACAACAGCAUGUGCUUUCUUCAACUGUGCGAACGUAAACAUUGACACACAAGAAUUUAUUCAUCAUGACAAGAACAAGUAUAAGCGAUUUAAGACCUCAGAGUCGCAAUGGAAGCAUAUGUUCAGAAGACGAAAAGGCUUCGUCUGUAGUAGGUACUCCGGAAAAAAAAUCCGAAAAAACUAGCGCAAGUAGUAGCGAGAAAUCUGGCGCAACUUACACAAAAGGUGAUAGCAAAUUCACAAUACUUAGGAGUCUCGGAGAACAUUCUAAUGCAAAAUUGACCAGUAAAUUAGGAGAUCCAGUACUCCAGAGACCUAUCAGCAACCUACGACAUUUGCGGGGCCGAGACGGUAUUCUUGAACCUGCAUUAUUGACUUCAAAACAUGGUCAAUGGUUGGCAUGGAAUGAUCCUGUUUUUACGAGUAAUAUUUUAGAAAAUGUUAAUCAUGAACUUAUUUCCAGGCGGCGCAGCAUUGAAGAACAAAGAUUAUGCAAACGCCUUGCAACUCCUACAGAACAAAAAAGUACAGUGACUUCAUUUAAAAGGAGCUUACAAUUACUAGGUUUAAAGGAAUCAGAUUUGGGAUUAAAUUGUGUAAAGACCAAAAGCAAUGAUAUCAAAAUUCAAAGAGGAAGAGCAACCCCAACAUUUUCAACUCAACUUAAACAGCGCAGCGUCUCCUUAACAAAUCUUAGAAAUGCUGUGCAGGAGUCUGGUUUACCAACAGUUCAGGCCAUAGAAAAAAUGCAUCGUGAUAUUCUAACAAGAGCUGUUUAUGAAGAAUGGUACUUCAGAAAGCAAACAGAAAGUAGAGUAAGAAAAGAACUGGAGGAGGAAGUUCAGAGAAAGCGAGAACAGGAAAUAGAAUGGAUUAAGUUAGAAAAAAAACAGAGAGCAGAAGAAAAUUUUGAAAAAUGGAAGAAAAGGAAAGCACAGCUUCACAAAGAGCAACAAAAAGAAGCUAACAACAAAGGUGCUAAACCUUCACCUUAUGCAAAGGAGAAACCUGGAGGAGACAAAGCUUUUGAUGUAUGGAAAGCAAAAAAGGAUGAAGAAAUUAAGGCAAAAAUAAAUAUCAAAAAGAAAUUGGUAGAAGAGGAAAAACACAAAAAAGAUAAAGAAGAAAAGAAAGCUGCAGCACAAGCGGCUUUUCGAGCAUGGAAACAACAAGUUGAUGAAGAAUUGAAAAAACAUUUAAAAGAAAAGGAAAGGGAGAAAAAAAAGGAAGAGGAAAAGAAAGAAGAAGAAGCAAAAGUGAAAAGAGAAAAUGCAAAAGCCUGUUUCAUAAAAUGGAAAACAGACAAAGACAAGGAAAUAAAAGAAUCCUUAAAAAUGAAAAGAUCAAAAUCAAAACAAAGGGCAGAAGAAAUCACCACUAGGAAAAAAGAGAGAGAGUAUGAAGCUGCUCAAGCAUUCGAAGAAUGGUUAGAUCAAGUAGAAGAACGGGAGGACAAAAAAACUAACUCCAAGAACUCUUUAAAAGAUUAUGUUCCACCUUGGUAUCCAGUGUAAUGCUUACUUAUAAAAAUGUAGAAAACAAUGUCAAAUUUUACUCAGGAAUUAUCUUAGUUUUCUGGUAAAAUAGCUUUAAGGGAUGUAAUUUAAUGUGAAGAAACGUAUAAUUCUUACUAAAUAGUUGGUAAAUCUCACAAUUAUAAUUUUUUACUAAAAAGUACUUACUCUUUACGGAUAGUGCUCCUUGCUCAAUCUGAAAAUAAACCUUCCAGUUUAAGAAACUCAUGUGUCCUGGAUGCUUCCUGUUUAGCUGUAAGAGAGAAUAUUUUAAGUCAUUGUAUAAUUACAUUAAAAAGCCUUCUUAAUCUCAUGAUUGAAACUAAAAGUGUGGCCUAAGAAGUUCUUUGAAUGAAGUGACGGAUAUAUGAAGUUAACAUUUCUUUGAAGAACAAACAUCAUCUUGUAAUUGGUAUAAAUAAAUUUAUCUUUAUUUUGUAAACAUAUUCAACUUUCAAUUAAUUUCAUUCUAAGUAAUAAACAAUUAAAUUUUUCCUGCAAUAUUUUUCCCGAGAUGUUACAAAGAUCAAAUUAGUUGCUGAAGCGGUAAGUAGUACAUUUAAAACCGUACAAAAUAAUGACUAUGCAUCUAAUAUCAAAUGAUUUCUUACCUUUCACAGACAUAAUUAAGUUUCCAAAUUAAUAGUUCCUAAUAAAUAUCAUUCAUUUUUUGAAUAGAUAUCUUCUAAUUCAAGCCUUUCGAAAAAAAAUAUUUCUUAGUUAAAACAUCUUAUGAUAAUUCAUUCUAUGAACAAAUUCUACAAGGCCUAAGACUAGUUAGCAAAAAAUGCACAAUGUAGUACAUAUUUCUUAUAAAACAAAUACUGCACCAGUUAAUGAAAGUGUCAAUAUUUCAAUAAAAUAUUGUUAUAGAUUUUUUAUAACAAUGCCAAUCAUCUACUACAAGUUUUACGACAGUAUUUUUGUUUUCUGGACAGUUUCUGUAAAAAAUGUCCAUUGAUAUAUUUUGUUUGUAAAAAAAUUGAACAUAACAUUUCAAAUACUUAAAAAAGGAUAAAGAAUGGAAUUUGUUAUUAAUAAUGAAAAUUUCUGAAAAUCAUUUCGUAAAAUCAACUGCAAAUUUAACCUAGAUUUUUACUUUUUAUCAAAACUAAUGUGCUUUUAAUGACCUUGGUUUAGAAGUUUCAACGGCUUCUAAUGAUUUCUAUAAAAUAUUUGAUUUCUGCUUGAAAAAGAAUACAUUUCUCCUAUAUUAAGGGUUUUUCCAAGUACCAUUGUAAAUCUUUGGUUCAGAUUUCAAUUACACAGUAUGUAAAUAAGUUUUACAAAAUGUUAGGAAAUGCUUGUUCAUGACAUUUUGAGUGCUCUGAUAACAUUGUCAUUCAGAAGGCCAAUAGCAUGUUUUAUUAUGUCAUGUUCUGAAAUGUAGAUAGCAAAUAUUUAUUUCUAAUUUUCAAGAAGAAAAAACAACAACAUACUUGUCGAGAAAUUUAUAAAAUUAGGAUGAAAAAUUCCUUCAAUAAGGAAGUAAACUAGGUUGUUUCUAUUCAAAGAUUUACGGCUUGUAUAAGAACAUCAAGUUUAAACAAAGCUUCAAAAAGCAAAAUUCUAAUUUUUUUGGAGGAGUGUCUGUUAAAAAUGAACUUUCAGAUUUUAAAAAUAUAGUUGAAACUUCUUACAAAUUGAAUGUAAAUAAAACUACAGGAACUGAAAGUAUCACAUAAAUUAAAUAGUUAUUGUAAAUAAUUUAAUUUCAAAAAAAUAGUUUUCUUGUGUUUUAAAAUAUUCCUUCUCCAUAAUAAUUAUAUUUGCAAAGCUGCCCUUGUGACAGUGGUAAAACAAAUUAACAAAAUACUGUAAAUAGACAAAACAAGCUGUUCAUUAAUAUUUUAUGUUGCAUAGAUUUAUGUAGAUAGAUUUUUUUUGCAAACCUUUAUUUUGAG
Molecule: messenger RNA, 4102 nt
Organism: Gryllus bimaculatus (two-spotted cricket)
Lineage: Eukaryota; Metazoa; Arthropoda; Insecta; Orthoptera; Gryllidae
Source: the annotation of a GenBank genome assembly